AUGACACGAUCUUCAUCUAACAGACUCAGGUCCCCUAGUCCCACCCGCCCACAGUCUAUUCGACAACGUGCUACCAACUUGAGUGAGGGCGAAAUCAGUGUGCUUGACCUUGGUCCUAGUCUACAGACGACCCCGACUCCGUCCUCUCGAAUCCGUCGCAAUACAGGCUUACUGAGUGAAAAUUCUGCGUUACGCGCUGCUCUUGAUAGUCUGGCGACGGAUGAUACCAGAAAUGAACGACGACUACACACUGAGGACCUGGAAUCGGAGGUUGUCAGCUCGACCAGUGGAGACAUACCAAACCCACAUCCUUUCAGCCAACGCGAGCGCCGCCAGAAUACCACGAUUGCUCGCAGUCUUGCCCCCGACCCUCUGAUCCGUCGACCUGGUCGACAACUUCGUGAUAGCCGAGUUGCUUCCUCCGGUGAUAUUCAGGGCCUUGGCCAUAGUUAUGGAUAUGGGUAUGGUUAUUCAAUACAGGACAACCAGCUUCACUUCUCCGAUGAGCCCAACAAUCACAUCAUGGCCCAGUCUGUUCCUCACUCUCCGCGAUCACCUCCUGCGCCCCUUCGUCGGGUACUUUACUCGACAAACUACUACUCUGUCCUCGGCCCGGACCACUCAAGCUUGCGUAACGUUGAGCAGGCAAACAAUUCAACUCCAGGUGAUAGGUGGACAACUUCCCAAGAUGGGGAUGAGGAUUGUCGGCAGUCACGCACUCGGUAA
Molecule: messenger RNA, 726 nt
Organism: Penicillium nucicola
Lineage: Eukaryota; Fungi; Ascomycota; Eurotiomycetes; Eurotiales; Aspergillaceae
Exons: 1
Coding region: 1-726 (241 amino acids)
Source: RefSeq, a predicted model, not a curated record